Camellia sinensis is the source of this 729-nucleotide messenger RNA. The record is from RefSeq and is a predicted model, not a curated record. Lineage: Eukaryota; Viridiplantae; Streptophyta; Magnoliopsida; Ericales; Theaceae.
AUGGCAAUCCCAAAUGCCUCCAACAUCUUCAAAACACUAAGCCCAGAUUUAGUUAUUUAUGACAUCAACCAGGCAUGGGUACCAACCAUUGCAUCCCCGUUUAAUAUUCCGGUAGUUCAGUUCAUGACUACAGGAACUACAGUGGUUUCUUAUAGCAUUCAUUUCAUUAAGAACCAUGGCGGUGUUGAAUUCCCAUUUCCAGAAAUUAAGCUUCGGGAAUUCCAUGAAAAGCAGUAUCACGAUACGCUGUUGUCUGCAGUAAAUCAUCCCCAAAACAAACAAGAUGCCCCUGUAACUGGCAAACCAUCUUGCAACAUCUUGCUGUUCAACACUUUUAGAGAGCUUGAAGGAAAAUACAUUGAUUAUCUGUCGGUUAUAAAUGAGAAGAAGGUUGUCCCUGUUGGUCCCCUUGUUCAAGACAUUGUCGAUGAAAUCGAGCAAUCUGAGAUCAUGCAAUGGCUUGACAAGAAGGGUGAGUCCUCCACUGUGUUUGUUUCCUUUGGGAGUGAGUAUUUUUUGUCCAAGCAUGAGAUUGAAGAGAUAGCCCAUGGCAUAGAGCUUAGUAAGGUUAAUUUCAUAUGGGUUGUUAGGUUUCCUAUGGGAGAGAAAGUUGAGCUUGAAGAAGCACUGCCUAAGGGGUUUCUUGAGAGGGUUGGGGAGAGAGGAAUGGUUUGUAGAACAGAAUCUAUAACUGAGGCAAACAGAGGAGGAAAGAAAUACUUUUAUUGA